AUGGCUACUCAGAAAAAGUAUGUAUGUGCUUUUUGCACCAGAGCAUUCACAAGGUCUGAGCAUAAGCAAAGACACGAGCGAUCUCAUACCAACGAAAAGCCCUUUCACUGCAUGCAUUGUACUUCUGCAUUUGUAAGAAGAGACUUGUUGCAGAGGCAUUGUCGUACAGUUCAUAAUAUUCAGUUGAAGCAGACCGUUGCUGGAAACCAUAAUGGAUCCAGUUCCAAUAGUAGCGAGGGAGCAAAUGGGCCUUUGAACUCUUCGCAAAAUAGUUCUUCAAGCAGCACAUCACAGAAGUCCCCGAUGGCAGUAAAUCAUAGUAAUUUGAUUCCUUUGCUUUCAAUAACUAAAAAACUCGAAUCUUUGCUCAUUAGUUACGAUUCGGAUAUAGUGAAUAACACCGACAUAAAAAACAACUUUUUAAUAGGAUACACGAUAUUGAUGUCCAACAAAGAAUAUCCAAUCUUUGAAUCCAUAAGCAAAGAUUUGAUACAUUUCUUGAACUCCAAUAUAGCGGGGGUCAAAACUGUGGAUUUUAAAGUUUGCUUAUUAUACUCAGUUUUGGCUAUUGGAUAUGCUAACAAUAAUAACUAUAAACAGUACAACGACUUUAUUAAUAAGGGAUGGUCACUACUUAUUUCGAAAUUGAUCCCAAAUUACAAUGAUAAUUUCAACUUGAUUGACCAAAUAGAGAUUUUAAAUGAUUUAUUUCUUUUCGCUUACACUUUCUUGACUUACGCGCCAAUGGAUCAUAAUCAAACUUUUACUGCAAAUUGUGAUUUAGUAUUUCAUUAUUUGGAUGAAGUAAGCUAUAUGGUGAUGACAAAUUUGACCACUAAGACAGAAGUACUAAUAAACUCGAACAUGGGCUUGUUUUGGAGCAUGUAUGUCCUAUUGUCAAGAUACUCAAUGCAUGGUGUUCCUCCCAAAUUUUACAAACUAUUCCUUAAUAAACAGAUAGAUGGUGUUGAAUUGUCUAAAUUCAUGGAAAAUUAUUCUAAAUCAAUAAUGAAUUUGAAUAGCAACUUUGUCAAACAAAUUGUUAUCUUGACUCUUUCAAAUGAAUUGAACUUAUUCAUUCAUUUCCAAAAACUUUUCAUUUUUGAAUCUAAAAACACAUUACACAACUCCAUUAUAUUGGUGAACAAAUCCAUUAAUCAGGUAACUCUGAACAAUGAACUUUUUGAUCUUUUUAAGAAAAAAUUGAUUGUCAAUAGCCCCUUGAAAUUUCACGAGUUAUUGAAUAUUUAUGUAUUCAACCCUACCAAUCUUCUUAACUGGGAUCUCCUUGUCAUCUCCUUAAAAGAGUUCAAUUAUCCAUUUGAUUUCAGUAGGUUUUUGACGUCAUACAUAAAUGAGCAAAAUUUUGAUACAUUUUAUGUUAACUUGCAGCCAUUUUUCGAGCAUCAUGAUAUUAAGAACAAUCUUGUAAUUGUCAGUUUUCCCUUGAUAUUUAACUUGCAAUUUUUGUCAAUUUCAAAUCAAGAGUUAAAAAUUAUUGAUUUUUCUAAAUAUUCAUUCAAGGAUAUAGAUAAUUUGAGAUGCCUAAUAAUCGAGUGGUAUGCCACAAUGAUUAAAACAAUUAUAUGGCUUUUUAAAACCCAAGAGUAUAGUUUUAUUUUACAAAACUUGGUAUAUCUUAUCCUUGAAAAAAAAUUUGACGAAUUUAAGUUAGAAGAAAAGUGGUUUUGGUGCUUGAAGCAGAAAUUUGAUUCCUUUUAUAAUCUUUGGAUGGGUCAAUUAAAUCUGAGCUCAAGUGGAAUCUCAACAUUUAACACAAAUUUAAAUACAUUUAUAUCCAAGCUUGUCAAGGAAAGUUUAAAUUACGUCGAUGAGUCAGCGAUUACAAUGCCACCUAUACCAAGUCAGAGAUCAAAUUCGAUUUCUCUUGGUUCAUUAUAUUUAUCCCGGUCACCCAAUGGAUUAUACCCCAAGCCGUUAUCGACGAAUUCAUCAUUGUCACUGUCAGGAAAGGAUAAUAAUAUACCCAUGCCAUCUUAUACAACAAUGCAGCCAUACAACCAAUUGCCUCAUCUCCAGUUCUCCAACUACAUUGGUAAGCAUUUCAACAAGAAUGAGAUUCUUUUUCCACCAUUAUUCAAGGGACAUUUUGGCACCUAUCAAAAUAAUUUGAAUUCAGUGAUACCAGGCAAUGAAGAUACGUAA
Messenger RNA from Priceomyces carsonii, 2166 nucleotides. It is a transcript of the gene TRY5, whose product is annotated as Try5p. Gene Ontology annotation, molecular function: DNA-binding transcription factor activity, RNA polymerase II-specific; RNA polymerase II cis-regulatory region sequence-specific DNA binding. The transcript has a single exon. Lineage: Eukaryota; Fungi; Ascomycota; Pichiomycetes; Serinales; Debaryomycetaceae. Gene Ontology annotation, cellular component: chromatin. Gene Ontology annotation, biological process: regulation of transcription by RNA polymerase II. The coding region runs from base 1 to 2166 and encodes 721 amino acids. The record is from RefSeq and is a predicted model, not a curated record.